Molecule: messenger RNA, 3318 nt
Organism: Acanthochromis polyacanthus (spiny chromis)
Lineage: Eukaryota; Metazoa; Chordata; Actinopteri; Pomacentridae
Product: methylcrotonoyl-coenzyme A carboxylase 2
Exons: 12
Coding region: 35-1831 (598 amino acids)
Biological process (GO): L-leucine catabolic process
Cellular component (GO): mitochondrion; methylcrotonoyl-CoA carboxylase complex
Molecular function (GO): methylcrotonoyl-CoA carboxylase activity
Source: RefSeq, a predicted model, not a curated record
CCCAGUAGGCGCCAGCAGCAAGAAGAAGAAUUGUAUGCCUUUUGGUGUUCCUCGGCGGGGGAGUAUCAGGAUUAAUGCUACUGUUUGUAAUUGGCCGUAUUACAGCAGACAGGCAGAUAUGCAUCGCAGCAUCACAAGGUUUGCUGAGCACCGCUGGCAUUGUUCAGUCCGCUCUAUGAGCUCUGCAGUCAGAAAGAGGAGAGCUCUGCCCAGUGCCUUCCCAGUUUUGGACCAGCCCCUCAAGCCCAUCCACCAACACGUCUAUGAAGCAAACCUCCGAAACAGCAGCGCCUGCCUUAAGAAGUACACAGAGUUCAGUGAGAAGGUGAGGAAAGGUGGAGGGGAGAACGCCAUAGCCAGACACACUCAGAGAAACAGGAAGUUGCUGGUCAGGGAUCGGCUCCGGCUCUUGUUGGAUGAUGAAGACUUCUUGGAGCUUUCGCCUUUUGCUGGUUUGGGUCUGCCAUAUGGGGACAUCCCUUCAGCCGGCUGCCUGACUGGCAUCGGGAGGAUCAAUGGCCUUUGGUGUGUGUUCAUUGCCAAUGAUGCCACGGUGAAAGGUGGCACAGCAUAUCCAAUCACAGUGAAAAAGCAGCUACGAGCUCAGGAAAUAGCAAUCCAAAACCGCUUGCCUUGUGUCUACUUGGUCGACUCAGGAGGAGCUUUCCUGCCCCUGCAGUCGGAGAUUUUUCCUGAUAAGAACCAAGGAGGAAGAACAUUCUAUAAUGAAGCCAUCAUGUCAGCCAUGAAGAUCCCCCAGGUGUCAGUGGUGUGCGGGUCGUGCACGGCGGGUGGAGCUUACGUCCCAACCAUGGCGGAGGAGGCAGUGAUGGUGCACCGGAUAGGAACCAUAUUCUUGGGAGGACCGCCACUUGUCAAAGCUGCUACAGGAGAGGAGGUGACACCAGAGGACCUGGGAGGAGCCACACUUCAUGCCGAGGUGAGCGGUUGUGUGGACCAUUUUGCCUGGGAGGAGAAGGAGGCGUUCGCUUCCACUAGAAACAUCAUCUCCACCCUCAACUUCCAGCUGCCCGAGGAGGAGGAGACGAAGAGGAAAGCAGAGGAGGAACCGCUGUAUAGUUCAGAGGAGCUUUUGGGGCUUGCUCCAAAGGAUUAUAACUACACUAUAGAUGUUAAACUGGUAGUCAGUCGACUGACAGACGGGAGCCGAUUCCAGGAGUUCAAAGCUCGUUAUGGAACAACACUCGUCACAGGCUUUGCCAAGAUCCAUGGCCACCUGGUGGGGAUAGUAGCCAACAAUGGAGAGCUGUCAUAUGAGGCCGCACUGAAAGGAAGCCAUUUUGUCCAGCUGUGUGACCAGAGAGACAUCCCACUGCUCUUCCUCCAGAACACAGCACCUUCAGCAGCACGAACACUGAACACAAAACAGGCAGAGAUAAACACUAACCGUCUGAAGGCUCAGGGUUCAAUGAUGUCUGCAGUGGCAUGUGCCUCUGUCCCCAAAAUCACUGUAGUGAUUGGUGGUUGCCACGGUGCCGACAGCUAUGCUCUGUGUGGACGGGCAUUUGAGCCUAAUUUUCUGUUCCUGUGGCCCAACGCCAGAGUGUCAGUGACCGCUCCGGGUCACGCCGGCUCUCUUCUUCUACUUGACGGUGAGCAAGAGGAAGAGCAGAAGAAGCAGGAGGAGAAACUGAACAGGAGGCUAAAGGAGGAGAGUUCAGCCUUCUUCUCCUCUGGCAGGCUGUGGGACGAUGGAGUCAUUCUGCCUCAGGACACCAGGAAGGUUCUCAGAGACUCCCUGGAGAUAAUCAAACAGCAGCAGUAUCAGCUGUCCACAGAGAAAGCGCCAUCAGCAGUUCUCCGUAUAUAGCGGCUCCUGUCCUUAUCCUCCACCUUCUCGAACAUGAUGAACAUUUGUCCAUCACCUGGAUUUAGCUGCUGCUGCUUUAGGAACAACAGUAAUGGAGUAGCAAUUUCAGUGCACCAUUUUAGUCUGCUGCUUGACUACUACAUCAAACAAACAAUCCACCAUGUUGUCCAGUGUGGAGAUAGAACCUUUGGUGCACAGUGUAUUGUAAUGCAAGGAAGUACUAUUAUUGUUUGUCCAAAACAACCACAUUUUUGAGGGCCUAAACAUGCUCAAAAGCUCAGAAAAAAAAUGCUCCCACAUCAGAACUGGUGAGCAAAUGUUAUAUUUUAUAGGAAAUGCAAAUGUGUCUGUGUGGGGUUAGACUCUCUGGUCACCUCUAGGUGGAGGUAGACACACGUAUGACCAUUCAUUCUCCCAUGGGCAAACACACUCACAUCUGCAUACUAAAAAAAAAAAAAAACCACAGAAUGUAUGAAAAUCAAUUAAAGGCUCAAUUUGGCUCCUACAAGUAAUUCAUGUUUUGACUUGGACUGGAAGCAGCUUUGAGGAAAAUUAUGAAAGUAGACUCUGAUCUCUACACACUUACAAUAAAACAAUCUUCAGUGUCUUGAGCAGAAACUUCAGGGGCUCUGAUUUUUUUAGACUUUUGAUUUUUCAGCCAAAUGAUGGCUUGUCUUACUGAUAGUGACAGCUAUUUGUACUUCUUGUUGAGAGUUGACCUCACCAGAUUCCAAAUGCAAAUACCACACUUGAAAUAAAUGCUAGACCUGAAUUAAUGAGGGAAUAACACACCUGAGCAUGAAACAACUGAACAGCCAAUUGUUCAAUUACUUUUAGUCCCUUAAAAAGGUGGAGGGCACAUAUAAAAUGUGUUGCUUCAUUUCAAAUCCAUGGUGGUGGUGUGCAGAUCCAUGCUGAAAACUGUCCAAAUAUUUAUGGACCUGACUGUAUGUGUAACAUUUACUGACAUUUUUUGCUCUUCAUAUGUUUUUACGAGGAUAACUGUGUCCUGUACAUGUAGGCAUUGAGUCAAAAAAUGCCACAGAGAGUCCUGGAAAAUCCUACAACUGUGUCUCAUUAAGUUUUUUUCUUCAUCCUCGCUUUUACAUGCAGUCUCAGAACUCUGAAGGUUCACUGAAUCUUGGCCAGCAGACAGUCGUCCACUGCUGCACCAUUGGACCUUUAAUGUGUCUCAGUGCCCUUUUGUCAACUAAGAUGUGAUUAUUUUAUAAUUACAAAUGCAAUGUAAUUAUUCUAAUGUUGUUUAUUUGUAUAAAAUACACAAAUAUUUUAAAUCACCAAACUAGUGAAUGUUUUUUACUGUGUCUCUUUACUCCACUGAGUAUUGUAUUUGUCAUUUUGAAUGAGUAAUUAAAAUUUCACUGCAGUUGUUUAUGAUGAUGUUAAAGCAUUGUCUGUUCAGGUUCCAUCUUUGAAAAGCACAAAUCUACAUUACUGUGACAUUUAAUAGAAGCUACAGAAUAAGA